Xiphophorus hellerii (green swordtail) is the source of this 2032-nucleotide messenger RNA. RefSeq names its product spindle and kinetochore associated complex subunit 1 (gene ska1). Gene Ontology annotation, biological process: chromosome segregation; regulation of microtubule polymerization or depolymerization; cell division. Bases 318 to 1046 code for a protein of 242 amino acids. The record is from RefSeq and is a predicted model, not a curated record. Gene Ontology annotation, cellular component: mitotic spindle; spindle microtubule; outer kinetochore. Gene Ontology annotation, molecular function: microtubule binding. NCBI's taxonomy places the organism in Eukaryota, Metazoa, Chordata, Actinopteri, Cyprinodontiformes, Poeciliidae. The transcript is spliced from 8 exons.
UUGACGUAUCACCUGAGCUAGCUUUCAAAUAAACCGGGAAAUAGCUGUUUAUGUCUAUUUUAUUUGGAAAAAAAGUGUGUGGUCUGUCUAGCUGGUGUUCAAAUGAAAUUAAAGCAAAGUUCUCCGGUGAGACUAUACGGUCCUUAGAAGAUGGUAGAAUGCUCCUGAAGACGCCACAAAAUCAUCACUAGCAAAAGACCUUUUCACACAUGUUCGCCUCGCAUCUUGUUAUUAAUGAGUUUGAAUGGAAACCUGUUAAGCCUGAAGGCCAGAUAUAAUCUACGGUAAUUGUAUGUACUUCUUAAUCGAAAAGGACAAUGGCUGACCUGGAAGAAAUCUGCCAACACUUUCAGAAUAAACUCUCAUCCUUACAGUGCAUGCUGGAUUUGUCUGCUGCUGAUUUGCCCCAGCAGAAGAUAAAGAAACUGGGACAAGAAGUAUUGGGACUAGGAAGAAUUCUGGAGGAGUUUGAAAAAUGUGUCAAUCAGCAGAAAGAGCAACUAAAGCAGCUAAAGGAACUUGAGAAGUUAUUUCAAAAUGAUCUGGAGAGUGUUCAGCACAUGAAGGACAACUUUCCCGCACACAUUCCUAAAAGGAAAAGUCCUGUCAAGGACAACAAGCCAGCAGAUGAUCAGCAAGCCCAGGCCGAAAAGACUAAGAAGAUCAGCAGGAACUUAGUGAAAGAGUUGGAUUAUAUCACUAUACAGGAAUAUGAGAGCAUCCCUCAUUACAUGAAAGGACGUGUUUCAUAUGAGCAGCUCAAUGCUGUGGUGGAAGGCAUUAACACUUCUGUAGCAGCCAAGUAUAGGAUCCUCUGUCAGCCACUGAAGGCUCUUAAUAAUCAUUCACGCAAGUUGCAGCAGCUCUUCAAGGACCAGGAAACCAAAGAUACAAAAGGACAGUUUUUUGUCGUGGAGGAGGACAUGCGUGAAUUCACCCAGAUGAAAGUGGACAAACGCUUUCAGGGGAUUCUGAACAUGCUGCGACAUUGUCAGCGUCUCCGUGAGGUCAGAGGGGGCGGACUGGUCCGUUACGUGUUGAUGUGAAAGGACACACUUCCUUCUAGACUUAACACCAUGACAACACUGUAGGCUGUAAUUAUGUAUGUUAUAGUCAGGGAGACUGUUGUGGAUUCUAUUGAGCAUUUGUCACAUUACUUGUGUUAAUGAGACAAAUUUUGUUUUUGAUUUGGAUUGAAUAUUUGCUAAAAUUGCAAAACCUUUGCAGUAUUAAAGCAUUUAUUUUUUCUCUGCUGGGGUCAGUACAGUUUAGUGUCUGUGUACGCUGUAGCUAAAUUAUGUCUUUCAAUGAACCAAUGGGACGCAGUUAACAAGCCUUCAUUUUGUCAGUGACCUUUGAUGUAAAUUGAGAUGAAAAGAAAUCUAUUGAACCAAUAUUUCGCUCCUGUUUCGAACAUGGCUUUUGUUUUCGCUGAAAGUUGUUGUACUCUUAGGAUCACAUUUUUCUGCAAUUCAGGUAUUUACUAGCCAUUGCCUUGCUGUGCAAUUCCACUGGAAAAAUGUUCUCUCUUUCAGCACUAUAUGAAGCAAAGUAUAGCACAAGGGGCUGGGUUUUUACCAGGCUAGGUAUUUACUGACAUAUUCUAAAUAAUAAUUUAACACACACUAGACUGAGACAUGGCAGAGGGGUGAGAAGUCCAGAACUUUGCAGAUAUGUUAUCUUUCCACAAAUAACAGAAGACACGAAGGAAGCACAUGCACCAGCCUUGCCUCGGUGGGACUGCCUCGCUGUGUGAAUGGGUGAAUGACUGAACGCAGUGUGAAGCGCUUUGGGUCCUCUGGACUUAAGUCCAGUCCAUUUACCAUUUCCAAGCAAGUCCAGCUGGAAAACGAAAUCAGCAACCGUAUGAAGCUUGUCAGCAGAAAAAGCAUGAAGUGCUCUAAACUGUCCCAGUAGAUACUGCACUGACUUUGAUCUUAUGUGACCAACCAUGCACAGAUGUUGAUUUUCAUCAGCUGUAAGCCAAAUUAGCAGAAACCAGUUUUUGAAAUACAUCACUGUUGGAAAAAAG